AAGCUGAAAGAAGAAGAAGAAGAAGACGCUACUUUGUUUAUGACAUAAUUUCAUACGUGUUUUUUCAUAGUUUGCAUUGAAAAUAUUAAAAAAUAAAGAAAAAACACGGAAACAUUCUCCACACGGUGUAAUAAAGAGCGCUGACAGGAGCCUGACUCCAUUUCCCGUCAUGCCCUGCAAUAUUAUUAUCGUUGUGGCAGUAAAAUGGCUGCUGAACCAGGCAGCUGUGCGCUUCAGAGUAGCCUAAACAAGCUCCUGAGCGCUCCUUCUGGCUCUCUCAGAGUGAGAUCUCAAGCCGAGCCGCUGUAUUUUAUUUCUCUGGAGCGUUACGGAAGAGACCCGAAUUUCGCUGUGCAUUUCCCGGACAGUGUUUGUGCCUCGGACAGUCUUUAUGAUGCUACAGUUAGUGAUGGACACUGCAGGAUCCGAGUUUCUCUGGAGCCCCGUGUGAACGGGCUGAUCGACAGAAAUAAGCUCCGCUGCGGCAGUGUGGUGAGAAACGUUGUCUUCUCGGCUUGUGAUGAAGGCGAUGGGGACACGAGGACAUUUCACAUCUGCAGUCUGGAUGUGGACAGUGCAUGUCGGAGCGACGCAGCUCUUUUCUCCUUGUCUUCUGUUGAUGUGGACACAUUGCCGUGGGUGAUGUCCCAGGAGCCGAGGCUCAACCCACUCAGAGCCCACAGGAGCACUUACCUGCCCCUGUGGAAUAAUCAGGAUUACAGUGGGGAAGCCUGGAGGCCCACUCCUCCCUGUGAGCCUGGAGGGGAGGACACUGAUGAAGAUGAUGUGGUAGAAGAUAUACGGCCUGUAGUUUCUCUAGCAGAGCUCCAGCGGCGCUUCCUGAGUGGUUCACCGCGUCGCCGAGGAGCUCUGUGUGUGCGGAUUCUGCACAAAUCCAGACUUAUGUAUUAUGGGAAAUCGGAGCAGAACUGCGAAUGCCCAUACAAGGCCGAGCUACAGGUUGCUGAUGGCUCCAUGAGUGUGUGUGUGGUGCUGUGGAACAGUGUGUGCUUGGACUGGUACCGUCGCCUGCAGCCUGGCCAGGUUUUAAGGGUGAGUCGGUACAGAGUGAAGGACAGCUACAGCAGCCACGGCGGACAAGAUGCAGAUCCAAAUAUAGAGAUCAGUCUCAACUCCAGAAAUCCUGCUGCUAAAGUUGCCAUCAUUCCGAAGCAGCAGAUUUCACCUGAGUGGGGUUUACCUGACCUGCCACAUAACUUCCUCAGCAGCUGUGAUCUACAAAGUUCUCCUCAUAGCACCGUCUGUGAUGUUAUCGGUGUGGUUGUUUUCGUGGGGCGAAAAGAGCGAAUCAGGAGUAAAGACGGACGGAGGUCAGAAUUUGAAGAGUACCGAUGGCUGCAGUUGGAAGAUGGGACCACAGAUCAACAGAUCACCAUCAAGCUUUUUUCAACAUCACAGCCAGACAUCCAAAGCCGAAUUCACCCAAUGGCACUGGUUGUCUGUACGAGGCUCAAGCUACUAAGGAAUGCAGUUGGCAGUGCCACAACCUUUGUUUAUCUGACCAACACGCCGUUUACUCAAGUGUACUGCACAGGCACUGGCUCUCAUGCCGUCAUGCCAUACAGAGGGAUCCGUCCAGUACGGCACUUCCUGCAGUGGUUGAAACAAGUGGAUGAGGCCAACAUGCUGGACAGGGCUGUGAUUGGAGGAUUUUUCAGCUAUCCCCCACUUCCUGUUUCUUUACAAAGAUUUAUGGAAAGGAUGCAAGGUGAAGUUGGUUUGAUUAGUGGGGUAGAAUUGAAGCUCCAGUAUGAAAGGCUGCUUUACAGAGAGAGACAACGCUUUAUUGUUCAGUGCACUGUCACUGCAGCCAGCUACCACAGCAGACAGGACAUGAGGAGGAUGCAGAAUUCAGACCCAUUAACAGCUCAACUUAGUCCUCGAGUACCAAGACAACGAGAAGGUUCUGACACUUUUAAAACUCCAACAAAGAGGAAAUUGGUUUUUACCCCUGGAACUUCCCACAGCAGCUCCAGGAAAAGGUUGGCGCCACCUUUUCAACAGACAUCAGCAGAGGAGGAUGCAGAGAAUGAUUUCUCCCUGUUUGAUGGAGCUAUGGAAUUUCUGGUUGGAGACCAUGAUGACGAUGACGAAGAUGAUGAUGACGGCGAUGAAGAAUUUUCCACGCCACCCAGUAGCCCUAUGCGGUCCCACCUUGGAAUGCCUCACGUUGCCCUUGAGACAUUACCAUGGAGCUUCUGUUAUGAACGACGGCACGUCCAGGCAGCAGCUGUGGGAAUGCAGACCAACAGUUUCCAAAAACUCCUCCCACUCAGGGAGCUGGAAUCCUUUAGCCCCGCCCAGUGUUACACUGGUUACUUCACUUUAACAAUGAGAGUUCUAUCUGAUGGAGUGAUGCUGGAUGUCAUCUUCUUCCCUGCCACUCCUGGAAACUUGCAUUGGAAGCCCCUCCCCCUGACACAUGACAACACAUGGGAGUCUGUCCUUUCACAUGGUGGCUUCUCUUCACAUGCUCCACCACCAAGCCCAGCUGAUUUGAUUGGCAAUGCAGCCCAGCUGGCGAAUCGGAGGUUGGUGUGUGUGCUGGAGGCAUGUGCGCUAGGUGGAGACAAAGUAGAACUCAUCCUAAACCGAGCUUUUCCUCUAAGGGGCUGACUGUACACGCCGACAAUACAAGAUCGCGUCUCCAAACAAGCCGAAGAAUCACCUGAAGAAUUUUGUAAAUUGCGAAUUAGAGAAGCGCACACUAUUUUUUUGUAUUGGACAUUCUGGGUUUUGUAACUGAUUCUAAACAGUUUCAAGUUUAUUAGAACAGGGAUAUAUGCUUUUAUAAUAUUCUCAAAUGAUCCAUAUUUUAUAUAGUGUGUGUAUUAUUAUUUCAUUGUAUUAAAAUAUUUAUUAAUAUCAAUGUAGAUACAAUAAUUGUGAUUCGUUGAUUUAUUUUUUUUUAUUCUAUAAGUAUUAAUACUAUUUUCUGUUUACGGAUAAGUAUUGAAAAGUCUGUAACAAAUUUGGUCUGUUUCCAAGAUUUUAUGAAGCGAUGUCUUUGUAUUGAUUUUUUUUUUUUACAAACUGAAAUGCCUUUAAACACUAUAGAUAUUGUAAAUAUGUUAUGUAAUGUUAAUACCAGGCCAGUCAGGGUGUUCUAUGGUUCCAUGGGAGUAGAUGGUGGUGUUUUUUUUGUUUUGUUUUUUUGCUUGGACAUAAAGCACAAAAGGCAUCCUCAGAGUCUGGUCAAAAAUGGUGUUACCUUGUAGUAUUUUUUAGUGUAAGUUGCUAAAAUUGGUGUAUGUGACCUUGUUUUGUUGUUCAGAACGUAAAUAUUGUAUUGUUUAACCAGAAGGAUAUGUUUAAAUGCACACUUUAUUAUCAGCAGUACCUUGAAAUAAAUGACUGUUAGUACA
This is a messenger RNA of Silurus meridionalis, 3386 nucleotides long. RefSeq names its product RPA-related protein RADX. Gene Ontology annotation, cellular component: replication fork. NCBI's taxonomy places the organism in Eukaryota, Metazoa, Chordata, Actinopteri, Siluriformes, Siluridae. The transcript is spliced from 15 exons. The coding region runs from base 205 to 2637 and encodes 810 amino acids. Gene Ontology annotation, biological process: regulation of DNA repair. Gene Ontology annotation, molecular function: single-stranded DNA binding. The record is from RefSeq and is a predicted model, not a curated record.